AUGAUUUUUGAAGAAAAAGUUCACCAUCUAAUAAUUGAUAGUAAUGAAGGUCUGGCUACCUGGUUUCGCUCAAGUAAUUAUCCAGGUAAAAGUUUGCGUACUAGUUUGAGUUAUUGUGAUUUCACAAAUAGCGAUGUGGAUGCUAUUAUUUCAAGUUGUAAUCACUUAAGGGCAUUUGACUUGAGUUUUUCUAUCACUCAAACAUUACCAGAUAAAUUUGAUAAAUUAUUACACUUGAGGUACCUUGAUCUGUCAAAUAAUGAUGAAUUGGAGAUGCUCCCUAAAUCGAUCGCCAAGCUUCACAAUCUACAAACGUUAAAACUAUUUAAAUGCAGACAACUAAAGGAGUUGUCUCAUGACACAAACAAACUAGUAAAUCUUAGAGUGUUGGACAUAGAUGAGUGUGGUAGCUUGCUUUAUAUGCCAGCAGGGAUGAAUAAAUUAAUAUAUCUUCACACACUACCGUUGUUUUUAUUGUAUGAUUUUGAUGAACUAAGGCAUAUUAAAAAAGGCAAGGUCAUAGAGUUGAUGACUCUUUUUAAUAGCCUCAGAGGUUUUAUCAAAGUUCAUCAUAAUUCAGGCAACCUUAAUUUUUCAAAAUUAGAUAUUAUGCAUGCUACACUACAGUCUUUAAAAUUAAUAUGCAUAUUAGUUUCUGGUCACAAAGAAGGUCACGAGUCAGCGCUGGAGAGCCUGUUAUUUAGUAACCAAUUUCACGAGAUGAAGGUGGAGAAUUAUGGUGGUACCAUGUUGCCAAGUUUGACGCCAAGGCUUAUGAGCAUCGAGUUGGAAAGAUGUGAUGAGUUGCAAUACAUCCCAUCAUCACUGAGUCAACUUUGUCAUCUCAAAUAUUUUAAACUUAAGGAGUUGAAGAAUGUAGAGUUCAUAAAGUAUGAUGCACCAUCUUCAUCGGCUAUAUUCUUCCCCUCUCUUGAGAAGUUAGAGAUACGUGAGAUGCAAAAAUUAAAGGGAUUGUGGAUGGAGGAUGUUGUUUUCGUUCCAUCAUUUUCUAAACUCCUCUUUUUGAAAAUUUCGUAUUGCAACAGAUUGACAUACUUUGUCAGUGAAGCACUGACAUUUUGUAUGGGAGGAGGCGGUGUUCAAAGCAUUCCAAUCUCAUUGAAGAGGUUGAGAAUAAAUAACUCAUACAUUUUCAAUUCCCUAUUUAGGGAGUGUGUGGGAAGCGUUGAUCGCAUCGAAUUGAGUGAUAUAGAAAAUUUGGGAGCCCUUAGAGAGGGACUUCAAAAGCUGUGGCACUUCUGUUCGAAACCUUGUGAUUGGGUAUUGUAG
This is a messenger RNA of Chenopodium quinoa (quinoa), 1290 nucleotides long. RefSeq names its product putative disease resistance protein RGA3. The record is from RefSeq and is a predicted model, not a curated record. The transcript has a single exon. NCBI's taxonomy places the organism in Eukaryota, Viridiplantae, Streptophyta, Magnoliopsida, Caryophyllales, Amaranthaceae. Bases 1 to 1290 code for a protein of 429 amino acids.